This is a messenger RNA of Penicillium diatomitis, 1686 nucleotides long. RefSeq names its product arylsulfatase. NCBI's taxonomy places the organism in Eukaryota, Fungi, Ascomycota, Eurotiomycetes, Eurotiales, Aspergillaceae. The record is from RefSeq and is a predicted model, not a curated record. The transcript has a single exon. Bases 1 to 1686 code for a protein of 561 amino acids. Gene Ontology annotation, molecular function: arylsulfatase activity.
AUGUCGAGCUCCCACUUGCGCCGACCGAACUUUUUGGUCAUCGUUGCCGACGACCUAGGAUUCAGCGAUUCCGGACCGUAUGGGUCAGAGAUCAAAACCCCGAACCUGGACCGUCUGGCCGCAUCUGGAAUCCGCCUGACGGACUUUCACACGGCACCUUCCUGUUCUCCAACAAGGUCGAUGCUCUUCUCAGGAACGGACAAUCACAUCGCCGGCCUAGGGCAAAUGGCCGAGCACAUGGCCUCAUUUGAGGAGGAGGUCUUCAAGGACCGCCCGGGCUAUGAAGGUUACCUGAAUUUCAGGGUUGCGGCGCUUUCUGAAAUCCUGCAAGAUGCAGACUACCACACGAUGAUGGCCGGCAAAUGGCAUCUAGGCAUGAAUGCAAAGACCUCCCCUUCCGCUCGUGGCUUUGACCGAGUAGCCACAUUGCUCCCUGGCGCUGGAAAUCACUUCAACUUCGAGCCGCAGCUGGACCAGGGCAUAAAGCCACCGGCAUUUCUAGCGAGCGAAGGCUUUUGGAUGGAGGACGAUAGAUUCUUGGACAGAAAGACCGAAUUGCCGGAUAAUUUUUAUUCGAGCAACUACUUCACCGACAAACUCCUCACAUUCAUGCAUGAACGGCCCCAGGAUAAGCCAUUCUUUGCUUAUCUCGCCUUUACGGCACCUCAUUGGCCGUUACAAGCUCCCAAAGCCGUGAGUGAUAAAUACAAAGGCUGGUACGAUGACGGGCCUGAGGCACUUCGACAGCGGCGACUUCAAAGCCUGAAAGACCUCGGACUGAUUCCGAAGGAUGCCAAGCCUGCCCCUAUGAAUACCCCACUGGCCAAGGACUGGGCCUCGCUAUCACCGGAGGAGAGAAUGAUUUCAUCGCGCAAGAUGGAGGUCUAUGCCGCCAUGGUCGAAGUCAUGGACGAGAACAUCGGUCGCGUCAUCGACGAACUCGAGUCCACGGGCGAAUUAGACAACACCUUCAUCGUUUUCAUGUCAGACAAUGGUGCAGAGGGCACUCUUCUGGAAGCAACACCUAUGGCCAGCGGCACCCCUCUGAUGGAAAUGAUUGCCAAGUUUUACGACAACUCUCUCGAAAAUAUCGGUCAGCACGACUCGUAUGUCUGGUACGGACCCCACUGGGCUUUGGCCGCGACUGCCCCUAGUAGGGCGUUCAAGGGCUUUACUACAGAAGGAGGUAUUCGAUGCCCAUGCAUCGUUCGUUAUCCAGUACUUGAUCGAUGCAAAGACAAAGACUUGAUCAGUCAUGAGUUCACCACGGUAAUGGACAUUCUGCCGACAUUUUUGGAUCUGGCGCAUGUGCCUCAUCCGGGAAACACUUUCCGAGGCCGCGACGUGGUCCCCGUCCGUGGCCGCUCGUGGGUACCCUAUUUGACCGGGGCGACUUCUGAGGUUUACGACAAGUCAAUUGAUGUGACGGGCUGGGAACUCUUUGGUUUACGAGGUAUCCGGCGGGGCAACUUCAAGGCUGUGCUCAUCCCACCCCCACGAGGUAGCGGCAAAUGGGAGCUGUAUGAUUUAUCCAGCGAUCCCGGUGAGACAGUUGACUUGUCGUCAAAGGAGCCAGCUAUCAUGACCCAGAUGUUGGCCGACUGGGACCGUUAUUUUGCCGAGACUGGCAUGUUUGAAAUCGAAUACUCGAAAAAGAAGAAACUGCCCAAGGUGACAGGUGCCUAG